Molecule: messenger RNA, 2213 nt
Organism: Vidua chalybeata
Lineage: Eukaryota; Metazoa; Chordata; Aves; Passeriformes; Viduidae
Gene: PRIM1
Product: DNA primase subunit 1
Exons: 12
Coding region: 88-2067 (659 amino acids)
Biological process (GO): DNA replication, synthesis of primer
Cellular component (GO): alpha DNA polymerase:primase complex
Source: RefSeq, a predicted model, not a curated record
UGCGGGAUCGGCUCCGCCCCGUCCUCUUACGGGGCUCGUCCCGCUGCUGCCGCCUGGAGCCCACCGGGCUCCGGCCAGUGCCCCGGGAUGUGUCCCGGGGCUUCGCUCCCGCCGCUCUGCGGGGUGCAGUUAACGGGAGCAGGGCAGCGCCCCGGGGUUCCCGCACCGAUGCGCUGCCCUCCCGGGAAGCACCCGGACCCCGCGACCACCCCGGAGCCCGGAGCAUCCCCGCGCCCCCCGCGCCCCCGCCCCGGGAGCUCUCCGGAUCACGGGACUACCCCGGGACCCUCCCAGAUCCUGAGACCAUCCCGAAAGCCGAGACUCCUCUGGACCUCAGCACCCCGGCGUCUACCGGACGCCGGGACAAUCCCGGACAGCCCUUCCUUGGACCCUCUUGGACACCGGGACGCCCCCGGAUCCCCACGCCCCCGGACCUCUCCGGAUCCUGGGAUACCCCCGAACACCGGGACAUCCCGGGACCUCAACGCUCCCGGACCCACCCGCCCCGGGGCAUUGCAGACCCCGAAAUCCCCCCUAACCUCAGCUCCCCGGCUCCCACCCACCUCGGGACCCCCGCGGAUCCCGGGACAUCCCCGGACCUCACCACCCCCGGACCCCACGACCCCACGGACCCCGGGACAUCCCCUCCCCUCCAUCGCGGGACCUCCCCGGUGCUUUGCUCUCCUCCCACUCGCCCCGAGCCGCGCACCCCCGGUCCCCGGUGCUCCCCGCCCUCGCGGCCCGGGGCCGGACUACAACUCCCGGCGGCCCCCGGGCCCGGCGCCGCCGCUUCCCGCCGCCUCCCGCCGCUCCGCUCCCGCCAUGGCGCGGUUCGAGCCGGCGGCGCUGCCCGAGCUGCUCCCGGUCUUCUACCGGCGGCUCUUCCCGCACGGCCCCUACGGCCGCUGGCUCAGCUACGGCGGCGUGGUGAAGAACUACUUCCAGCUGCGGGAAUUCUCCUUCACGCUGCGGGACGAUGUGUACCUGCGCUUCCAGUCCUUCGGCAGCCCGCAGGAGCUGGAGCGGGAGCUGCAGAAGAUCAACCCCUACAAGAUCGACAUCGGGGCCGUCUACUCCCACCGGCCCAACCAGCACAACACGGUGCACCUGGGAGCCUUCCAGCCGCAGGAGAAGGAGCUGGUCUUUGACAUCGACAUGACGGAUUACGACGACGUCCGGACGUGCUGCAGCUCGGCCGAUAUCUGCUCCAAGUGCUGGACGCUGAUGACCAUCGCCGUGCGCGUCAUCGACCGCGCGCUCGUGGAGGACCUGGGCGUGCGGCACCGCCUGUGGGUGUACUCUGGCCGCAGGGGUGUGCACUGCUGGGUGUGCGACGACGCCGUGAGGAAAUGGUCCCCAGCGCUGCGGGCGGCGGCCGUGGAGUACCUGAGCCUGGUGAAGGGCGGUGCAGACACCGUGAAGAAGGUGAACCUCUCCCACCCCAUCCACCCCUUCAUCAGGCGCUCGCUGGCCCUGGUGGAGAAAUCCUUCGAGGAGUUUGCGCUGCUGGGGCAGGACAUCCUGGGCAGCCCCGAGAGAUGGGCCAAGGUGCUGGCCCUGCUCCCGGAGGAGCUGCGGGAGCCGCUGCAGGCCGAGUUCCCGCGCAGGAAGGACUCGGUGCAGCGCUGGGAGCUGCUGCGGGCCCGCGCGGAGCGGGAGCGGGAGCGGGGCCGGGCCGCGUACCCCGACUGGGAGGUGAUGCUGCAAUUCUGCUUCCCCCGCCUCGACAUCAACGUCAGCAAAGGGCUCGGCCACCUGCUCAAGAGCCCCUUCAGCGUCCACCCCAAAACAGGGCGAAUUUCGGUGCCGCUGGACCUGCAGAGGCUGGAGCAGUUUGACCCCUUUGCUGUCCCCACCAUCAGUUCCCUGUGCCAGGAGCUGGACGCGGCCGGCAGCGAUGGCGAGCAGGAGGACGGGGGGGAGACGGAGCCCAAACGGCGCACGAGGGACUACAGGAAGACGAGCCUGGCCCCGUACGUGAGGCUCUUCGAGCACUUUGUGGAGGGGAUGGAGAGCGCCCGGCGGGGAGAGCGGAUCCGUCGCAGCGAUCUUCAAGGAGAUUUCUGAGGCCUUGACACUGCCAGUGUCUCACGUGUUGUCACUGUCACCUCCUCAUGGAGCAGCCAAACCACCGGGGCCCCCUGGCCCUGCCCUUUUUUUUUUGUACUUUUUGUACUGUUUUCUACACAAACACCAUUAAAUGUUUCUGGUCA